Messenger RNA from Boleophthalmus pectinirostris (great blue-spotted mudskipper), 1732 nucleotides. RefSeq names its product zinc finger and BTB domain-containing protein 14. The coding region runs from base 121 to 1398 and encodes 425 amino acids. The record is from RefSeq and is a predicted model, not a curated record. Lineage: Eukaryota; Metazoa; Chordata; Actinopteri; Gobiiformes; Gobiidae. Gene Ontology annotation, molecular function: DNA-binding transcription factor activity, RNA polymerase II-specific; RNA polymerase II cis-regulatory region sequence-specific DNA binding; protein binding. Gene Ontology annotation, cellular component: nucleus. Gene Ontology annotation, biological process: regulation of transcription by RNA polymerase II. The transcript is spliced from 10 exons.
CUGGCCUCCUCCGCGUGUGUUUGGCCCGCUGCCUGCGCGCUGCCGCUGCUCGUCCUCGUCACUUUAAACCUGGUUUAACGUGAUCCAGCUCCGACCCGGACCGGACCGAGCCGCGCCACGAUGUGCGAGACGGUGAAGUACGUGGACGAGGAGCACAAGAGCGUUUUCCUGAAGCUCCUGAACGAGCAGCGUCUGGAGGGAGAACACUGCGACAUCGCCGUCGUCGUGGAGGACGUGAAGUUCAGAGCUCAUCGCUGCGUCCUCGCCGCCUGCUCCAACUACUUCAAGAAACUCUUCAAGAAACACGAGGUGGAUAACUCGUCGGUGAUCGAGAUCGACUUCAUUCGCUCAGACAUUUUCGAGGAGGUUCUGAACUACAUGUACACAGCACGAAUCAGCGUCAAGAAGAAAGACGUCAACCUCAUGAUGUCAUCAGGACAAAUCCUCGGCAUCCGCUUCUUAGACAAACUCUGCUCCCAGAAACGCGACGUGUCAGAGGAAAAGGACAAGUUUCCGUACGACAUCGUCAAGUUGGCCCUGCCCCCCGAGGCUCAACUGCCCCCGGACUCUGAGGUGCUGGGGGACCAUGAUGACCCGCCCUCUGAUGACCUGGUGGAGUCGUCGUCCAAUCAGGAGCUGGAUAAAUCCCCCACUGCGGCUUUAAGAGUCCAGGAGGCCAUUUUGAAAGAACUCGCCAACGAAGACGUGCACAAGGUGUCGUGUUACGAUCAGGACGUGGACAUGGAGGGCGGGGCUAAGGAGCUGGAGGCGGAGUCUGGGACGCAGACGUUGGGUUUCGGGGGCGACCUCGGGGUCAAAGACGAGCAGCCGACCUGGAGCAGCGACAUGAAGCUGGAGUACCUCCUGUACGGCGCCAGGGACGCCCUCACCUGCCACGUCUGCGGAAAGGCCUUCCUCGACGAGAACAAACUCAGGAAACAUGAGAAGCUUCACUCUGCAGAGCGUCCGUUCAGCUGUGAGAUCUGCACCAAGGCCUUCACCACACACGCACACCUCAAAGAGCACCUGAAGAUCCACACGGGUUUUAAACCGUACAGAUGUGACGUUUGUGGAAAAUCGUUUAUUCGAGCUCCAGAUCUGAAAAAACACGAGAGAGUCCACAGCAACGAGAGACCGUUCGCCUGCCACAUGUGUGACAAGGCGUUCAAACACAAGUCUCAUUUGAAGGAUCACGAGCGUCGACAUCGAGGAGAAAAACCCUUCGUCUGUAACUCGUGUUCCAAGGCCUUCGCCAAGGCGUCGGACCUGAAGCGUCAUGAGAACAACAUGCACAGUGACAGGAAGUUGUCUGUUCACGGAGACGAGCUUCACGCCGCCGCCCUCGCCGCCGAAGAGUCUCAGCUCGAACAGCACCUGGAGAGUAUCGCCUGCUCCUGAGACCCGGACCCAGACCCGGACCAGGACCAGGACCAGGACCAGGACCAGAGACAGCACCUGGAGACUGAGACCGGGUCUUGGACCGGUGGGCAGUCUGCUCUGACUCCGCCCACAUUUAUAUGAACUCAGCAGACUGAAUAUUCUGAAGUCUGAGUCCUGGUCUAGUCCUGGUCUAGUCCUGGUCUAGUCCUGGUCUAGUCCUGGUCUAGUCCUGGUUUUGGGUCCUGUUCCUUUCAGACUCUGUGGGACUUUUGUCAUUUUGUGAUUUUUGUAAAUAAAAUUUGAGAGAUUGUAAAUAAUGUAAAUAAAAGUUGUUUUAAGCCCCGCCUCCUAA